AACUUGCGCCCGGCGCUUGUCAUUGCUUGUUCUUCUUCAUCGCAGUACACCGAGCCCAGCUGUCGUCAGGGCUGUUGGCGAUGCGUCAGACAACUCUCACACUCGUUUAUCUUAAUUGAAAACAGCCCACAGGCAGGUGGAAACAUGACAAGCUGGGUCGCGCUGAACGUGGAACCGGACGAUGGUAUUGAGGAGGAGGUUGACGACACCAAGGAACUCCAGAUUGAAGAGGCUCUGAAGCUAUACCACACUGCUUUGAAGCUCCACUCGCAAGGCCCGGAGUAUUAUUCUCAAGCAGCAGAGGCGUAUGACUCUUUGCUCAAUUCUGAGAUCUUCAAAUAUCCCGAAUCCCUCUCCGAUUUCAAGCGGCCCGAUCUAGCAGACGCGCAAACAGCUGCUGCUGUUGCUGACGACGCUGCCGCUGCAUCAGAUGCAGUCGCGGAGUUCAAUGUCAAUGAUUCUACAUCCAGCCUUUUCCAAACCCUCUACCUUUCCUAUAAAAACCACGGAAAAUACCUCCUCGAUUCGCUUCACGAGACUCUACGGAAUACGCCUCAGGACACCGAUAAAUCACAAGAUGCCGCGCGAAGGACAUCGAAAGCAACGAAGGAUGCGGUACAAUCAUUCGCAGAGGCGCUCGAGCGUGAUGACACCGACCUGAACCUAUGGAGACAGAGUGCCAGGCUCGGUAGUGCUCUUCAAAGCUAUCGGCUAAACCGAUUUUGUCUGGAGAGCGUUCUAGCAGAUGAUGAUAAUCGCUUGGAAGUUCGAUCGACACAACUUGGUUUGGAGGAAGCAUUCUCGGAAGAACGCCUGCGGAGCACUCUCCGGUCCCUCUUCGAUGGGCUGUCCGCAUCCCAGAUUCCAGUCAAGAAACCGAAAAAGGCACUCGAGAAGUAUCUUAAACAGCACGCCGAUUUGUAUUCGUACCUACCUACUCUGCCGACCGAUAUACAGUUCCUGGACCCAGUCAAAGGCCCUCUCGCCAUCUCGACGUCGCGCCGGGAAAUAAGACCCUCUGAAGCAACGUGGGAAGCUGUUGGCCAAGCUCUUCUCAAAGCGCUAGACGACGAGGAAGAUUCGUCUAUCGCUGACAGCCCCAGUAAAGCCAUAGGAGUCGCACUACCUCCCAAAAGCUCCGAGGCUCUCGAAUCUCUCGAAGCCGAGGAGAUGGAUAUCGUCCCCGAGGAGGACGAGGCAGACAAGACAGCUAGGCCCGAGAUCGAAGAUGUUGACAUGAACAAGGAAGGCGAGGAAGCCAGUGAAAAUGAGAAACCUGCAGAGGAGAAUGAACAGGAUCAGCCGACUGAGGAACAGUCUUCAAUUGAUCAAAGUGCAGAGAAACAGCUGAUGGAAUCCCUGGAGCGACAAUCCGUUCACCCACCCGAAACACAAGCCCCCGAAGAAGAUGCCAACCCUGAAGAGGUAGAGCCAAAGUCUCCAUCUGAUACCCGGAAGAGAUCAUCCACAUCGGCUGCGAACGAUGAACAGCCGGAAGGGAGCAGAAUGAAGAGUCGACGAACCCGAGCUCGAGAGUCGAAUGCGGACGCGUUGGCUCCACCUGAUGAGGUUGCUUUCGAUCAAGAGAAAUACUACGAAGACCGUUUGGAGGUCUAUGCCAAUGCAGAUGAUUGGAUGUUUAACACCCUUGGCUCCUUGUACUCCAAAGUUGGCAACGAAGCUCUGGGCUCAAUUAAGAGUCUCAGAGAAACGGUCGCAGCGCUGAAUGACUCCGACGAGACUUCCCAGGAGCCCGAGACACGACUCAUUCAGGAUCUACGUGGAAUCUUCAGGACUUGGAAUGAUGAAAAGUCUCGCUUGAUGCAGCAAAAAGACGAUCUUUCUUCAUUAAAGGAUAUCCGUGGUUCCAACAAGUCGGGAUUGUCCGUUUUCCUCAAACACUCUAGAAAGGGUACCCGAAAGCCCAUUGUUCAGCAAGAGCUGGGAUCGGGGGAGGAGCUUUAUCAGUUCUCAGAAACGGUGAAUAGCAGCUGGUUGCAUCCACAUCAAACGUCAUACGAGUGGCUUAAAUGUCUCCUCUUGCCAGAAUUUGGAAAUGGAAAUUCUCAAUGGCCGGCCAUGAAGUCAACAUACACGGCACUCUUGUGGUCCAAGGUCCUGAAAGAGACUGUUCUGAAACUUCUACUGCGCGAGGAUGAAUUCAUCUUUUCAAGGACGAACGAACUCGUCGCAGACACUCAGAAACGUGUUCUUGAGUCAAACUCCAAGUCUUCUUUCGAGUAUCGACAAAGUGAUUUUGCUGAACUCGAAAUGAUUCAGUCAAUCUAUGAACUUCAUUUGGAUGUAUUUGCAUCCAUUGAGAACAAUAGCAGCGAGGAUAGUCAAGAAAAGCGACACGCCCAGAAGGACCGCCUUGCCAGAUGGGGUAUCCUCGCCCGAUCAGCGCUGGACCUUCUUCUUGACUAUUGUUGUUCAGAGGACUGCCGCCAAAAUCUCGCCCUCCGUCAUCUUUGGGCCUCGACGUUUCACGUAAACCUUACCGGCGAGGCUGAUCGUGAGCACAUCUUGCUUUGUCUCCAAGACCUGAAGCACAUACUUCAGGCCAUCGGUGACCCCUGCCUCACUCUCUUGAAUAACCCUACCAUGUCUGAGCUUUCUGUUGCGACGAUUGAUCAAGAGGUCCUCAAGCUCAAGUGUAUGGAUUUCUUCGCUAAGGUUUUUAACCCGAAGGAUGAAGAUCCUGUAUCCCUCAUCGAAGCUAUCGAGCCUAUCCUUGAACCUUCAUCCAUUGAGUACGCAGAUGGGUCGCCAAAGCAGAAUGAUCCAAAUGGCCCCUCCUCUACAUCCACGGAAAUGGGUGCAUUCCUAGAUCGUGGCGAUGCGACAUUACGACUUUUCUUAUGGCGAAGGCUCCAGGAAGCGUAUCAGGCUAUUGAUUAUCCGCCGAAGGUUGUGUCAUGCUAUCUGCGGAGCAUUGAAAUCAUCAUGAAGGAGCUAGAGGACCCCAAGCACCUUGAAGAGACGAUUGGAACCCGGCAAGUGACCUUGCUUGGCUGGCUAAAGUCACUGGAUGCAAUCAUGGGCAAGGCAAUCCCACUCGUUCUCCAACAGGUUGACAAAGCCUAUGAGUGUGUUGAUAUGGAGCAUCUUCAAUCUUCGAUGUCAGCAGUAGCCCGCCUCACCCGACUCAUUCAUACUUUUGUAUUAUAUGAGGAUUCGAUCCGUGUGGGCCAAACAUCGGGCCGUGACCUUCGUGGGUCAUUGGCAAAGUCCUUCGAAAAUUUCAAAGAAAGGAUGCGGGAGCUCUAUGUUCGAUGUUGGAUCCUACAGUAUACCUUGUUCGUAGAGGCAAUCUCCCAGAACAAGGAUGUCUUUGAGGAGCCACUGGAGGAUCGGAUUCGCGUGCUUCGGUCUGUCCAUAAUGCACUUGGCGUUCGCUCGAUGUGCAGAUACUCUCAGAAACGAUUCUUGAAGCUCAUGAAGUCCGAGUUGUUGGAUCUAGAGACUAAGGGUGAUUAUGAGUUCGAUAUCUGUCAGGUGCUCGUGGAUCUUCAUGGCAUCAAAUUCUCGCCUUUUGAUGGGACUUCUGACCACGGAUGCUCCCCUGAAAAAUUGGACCGCCCUACUGCUAUCAUGAUGAUCGACUUUGUGAUGAGACAGGCACAGAACAUGAACAUGAAGGAUUUAUCCAAGUCUGACUUGAAGACGACCAUCGAAAAGAUGCAACAAACAAUCGUUCCAGCCAAGAUUUCAUCCUCGCCCCAAAUGACUUUCAAUCGACGGAUCUUUCAUGGCUACAUCAAGGCGGCAAUUAAUCCAUCCAUUCUUCUUCGGGCUGUCCAGGGAGUAUUGGAACUUUCAAUGCUGACUGUCCCGGGCGAGAAUGCUCAAAUCGCGGCCAAGGGAUGGUAUUUCCUCCUCGGUCAUGCCGCGUUGACAAAGUUCCGGUCUCAGAAGCGCCUCAGUCCCGGCUCGACGACAGAGCUCGAUGACGCCAUCAAUUUCUUCAGGCUGGAUAUUGAUCAUGGAUCUCGGCGCUGGGAGACCUGGUAUCGCCUGGCUCAGGCGUACGACACCAAGCUCGAGGAAGAAAUAACGUGGACGGCCGACAAGAUCAACAACAACCGCAGUGAACUGGCAGCCACUCAACGGUAUGCAAUCCAUUGUUAUGCAAUGGCCGUUUCAGUAGCAAUGAGAAGUGCAGAGCCGACAAAUGAGACCCGGUCGCUUCUGUCAGAUCUUUACACUGAUUUCGGAAUUCGGAUGUACUCUUCGUCUCGUGGCCCGCUUUUGAUGGGGGCCUUUGGUCUUUCGGAUUUCUCUCGCCACUUCAGUAGCGAGGAGAGUCAGCAAAUGUACAAAGGCCAGCCUUUCAAGGAGAUGUCCUCAUACUCCGUGUGGAACUUCGCCUGCAACCUCCUUAAAAAAGCGCUCGUGGAUAAACCGAAACGGUGGAUAACCCACUAUUUUAUUGGCAAAUGUCUCUGGAAGAUGUUCAGUUGUGACGAUUCCUUGCGAACGACUUCAAAGCGAGUGGAAAUGCACGAUGUCCUGGAUGCUUUUCACGAUGCUAUCUCGAGUCUUCCUAAGAAAAAGGACUCCCGCGCAGACCCUGUCUUUGAGCCACAUUUCAAGCUUGUAUCUAUUGUUCACAAGCUUGUUCUCCGCGGAGACAUGACUCCGACCGAGGCCAGUCAAGCCCUUCAAGCAACACCUUGGGCUCGCAAAGUGGAAGAACCUGGGAAUAUGGAAGGGUGGAAGCCAUAUAUCCUCGAGGUUGUUAGGAAGUUCAAGAGCGCCGACAAGUCCAACUGGCACCAUCGGAUGAGCGCAAAGGCUGCGCACAUAAUAUAUGACGACGAUAAGAACGCAACUGCCGCAACCGCUGCCAAGCAAGAACUCUCACAGAUCUUCACAAAGACGCUCACCAUUCAGGUCUGGCGACCUGAGUUCGAACGUCCAGGGAGACACUUCGUGUAUACCACACGCUACGUGUACUUCUUUGUGAGCCUAUUGGAUCAGCUGGAUGAUCGUGCAAGCCUAGAUCAGCUGCUACGUCGUGUGCGAAAGAAACAAGGGGAUUUCAUCGACCACACCAAGCUGUGGGAAGAUGUGUGCUUGACUUAUGCGAAGAUGAUCCGCAGAGCCGCGCAUAUCAAUGAGGGUCAUGAAGAAAGUGUCUUCAAGCCCAUCGGAUGGGAAGAGUUCUCCACUAAAACAGCUCGUCUAGAGACUCUGUCACAAUUGUCUCCCGACAGUGUUCCCCUCCUCGAGCUAAUUCGUGACUCGCUGGAAUUGAAGAAGCUUAACAACAACUUGAUGAAGGUGACCAUGUUUGAAGACCUCGUUGCGGAUCUGUACGCCCGAGUCUACGAGUUGAACAUGCCAUUGCUCAUUGAGCAAGUGAAUGAGGAAAACAAAGAAAAGAUGAAGGUUGACCAUCUCCUGAUGACUGGGGAUGGAAAUACAGAGGCAUCUACGCCUGCCGCCUCGCUUCCAGCUUCUGAUACCCCAGCGCCGCGAGGUAGAACGAAGGGAAUUGCUCGUCGUGAUGUUCAAAAGCGCGCCGACACGAUUGUCAACCUCAAACUCGGGCCGCGAACGGCAGCAAGCAAGUUCACCGCUGCGGCUGACACAGACCAGUCUACCUCCGCUUUACAGGGCCCCAAUGCAUCCUCGGGACCUACUUCAGCCCCUUACGGAGCAGCGGAACAGACAUCUGGUGCGGGUGACAAUGCUGGUGUCCCAAGGAGCGAACUAAAUAGCUUCAACGACACUGCAGACGAGAGUGACCUGACCGACGUCGAUGAGAGCAAGCUGAACCUCGAACACAAGUCUGUCUUUUCCAAAAUCCAUCAUGCCGACGCAGGUGACAUCGAAACCGAAACCGAGAACGACGGCGCCGACGAAGGGGAGGGGGAAGACGAAGAAGGCGACGAGAACGAUGAUGGCGAGGAUGAAGAUGACCCUGCGGCUACAGAAGCCGAUGCUGGUGGCGAUGAAGAGCAAGGUGAUGAGGGGGAUGACGAAGAGAUCCAAGACGAGGACGAGGUUGGUCCAGAUGGGGACGAGACCAAGCUCGAUGAUGAUGUCGAGGCUACCGACAAAGAAGCCGAUGAAGAUCAGCCUGAUCAUAAAGACCCCGAUGAUUCAACCCAGGACGAGAUUGGCGAGACCCCGGAGCACAUGGACCUUACACCUUCGUGAAAGGUUCUUAAUCUAUUAUUUUCUGUCCUUGUUUAGCAACGGUGGCGUAUGGCUCGCAUGUACCAGAUAUUCCUUUCUGGGUGUUCCGGUGGGGCGUUUUGAUAUUGCAAGAUAUACUUUACUUUAUUGAUACCAAUAAGAUUUUUCGCUGUUUGAUUUCGCCAUAAUUUUGUUUCUCUUCGCGAGGCAACGAAACGAUGAGUUGAACUAAUUUCCAGCCAUAUUCCAAACGGGGAUUUGUCCUUGGGAAAUUACAGCUUGUCAUCAUUCAUUUGAGUGCAUUGACAACGCAGCAGGACAAUCAACAAAUAGCAAAGAAAUUGAAAUUAUCUGCAGUAUUAUCAAAAGUAGUAAAACAAAAGGAGGUACGGUUCCCAUGAAUGACCAAUUAGAACGCCCAAGAAUAUCUUUCCUUGCCCGGGGUGUAUCCAAUUAAUCCAGUUUGCUAAAAGGAAAAAUGAAAGCAAAUCGUAAAGUCAUGGCAAGAGUUACGUUAGAACUCUAAAUCUCGCUCUCAGGCGCCAAGUCCCACUUGCGAGUCGAGAUCUUCCUGGUCUUCUUGCCGGGUGAAGAAGACUUGGGCGUGGGAGAUGGGGGCGAGAACAUGCUGUCGGUAAGAUUGAGUUGGUUCAUGCGCUGUAGAGCGUUUUCAAUGUCACUCUCCCGGCCAAGACGGUUGGCGGUUCUGGUGGGAGAUGGUAGGGCUUGUUUUGCUCGUGGCUUGCGAGUUGGGGAAUGAGAGGACAUUUCACGUUCGAGGAUGGCCAAGCGCCGACGAAGCUGCUCAUUUUCGUUUUCCAGCUCUUCCACUCUCUCAUUUGUUGACUGCUCCGGGUCUUCGUAGAUGUAAAACCCUCGAGAGACUAGCUCAAUCUUCUUGUCGAUGUGGUCAUCAUUGCGGCCAAUCUGGAAAGAUUGUGAUUAGCGACUGCAUGUUUGCCAUUGAUUUUUCUCUGAAAUCCGAGCUUCUCACCUGUUCAUCCCAUGCAGCCUGCCAGCGUCUCCGCUCUUCCUCCAUUUGCUCAUCCAUAUCAGCCCAGCAUUCUUCACGAACCUCUUGUUCGAUCAUUACACAUCGAUCUUCGGCAGCUUGCAACCUCAGCUCGACCUCUGAGCGCGCAAUCUCUUCUUCGGCCAAUCGCACGGCAAGGCCAUGGCAAUCUUUCGUCAGCCUGGCGAUUUCAGCCAUAGCACGGUCUAGAUCUUCGGCUGACGUAUCGUUGGGUGAAGUGCGACCGCUUGUUGACCGACCCCGGGCAGAGGCCACCGAAAUGAUCGACUCGGUCAGCGACGGUAUACGUGGAACUGUCACCUCUCGCGCCAGCGCUGAGUAGCGUAAGAUUUGAGAAGUUGCGUUAAAGUCUCCAACUGGAUCAGCAGUCACAACCAUGACGGCCUUUUGAGGAUACUGGCCCCGAGACAUCUGGUUGGACGAGGGGAAUGAAUUAGAGAAUAGGAGUUCAGUGAGUUUGCACUGGCGGUAUGGAACGAGG
Molecule: messenger RNA, 7661 nt
Organism: Penicillium brasilianum
Lineage: Eukaryota; Fungi; Ascomycota; Eurotiomycetes; Eurotiales; Aspergillaceae
Source: the annotation of a GenBank genome assembly